Molecule: messenger RNA, 4183 nt
Organism: Oreochromis niloticus (Nile tilapia)
Lineage: Eukaryota; Metazoa; Chordata; Actinopteri; Cichliformes; Cichlidae
Gene: emilin2b
Product: elastin microfibril interfacer 2b
Exons: 9
Coding region: 302-3229 (975 amino acids)
Molecular function (GO): protein binding
Source: RefSeq, a predicted model, not a curated record
AACCAACCAUUAUCCACAUUUAGACGUCCGGAUAUUAUGUACGGCGAUUACAAUGUUUUAUAUGCGAAAUGUGCACUUGCGCGUGUGUAUAUGCAAGAACUGACAAGUUGGAGAAAACGCAUCUGUCAGCGUUGGAGGGGUUCCCGAAACGUCACAUCCAAGGACGCUGGAAGGAGCUGGUUUAGAUGUGUGCGCUACAGAGACGGAGCAAUCCGCAGUGCCUUCACUGAUCUCCAAACCACAGAUCAUCACUACUGAUUAAAAUCUGAAGGGAUACUGCAGGAUUUAAAAUAUCUCAGCCAUGAAGCGCGGACUCCUACUUAUCCAUUUGUUAGUGGUUUUCCCUCUCAUCACUGGCUCACCUUUUCAGUACAGCAUGUUUCAGGGAAACGCAUAUUCUGGCGCCGAAACGAGACAAAGAAACAAAAACUGGUGCGCCUACGUUGUGCACAAGAACGUGAGCUGCGCUGUGGUGGGAGGCACUGAGAGCUUCGUACAGCCGGAGGUUUUACCGUGUCCACCGGAGCUGCCAAACUGUGCGCAACAAGUGAUAUAUCAAACACACUUUAGACCGACGUACAAGAUUGCCUACAAGACUGUCACAGAGCUGGCAUGGAGGUGCUGCCCGAGGUACCAGGGCCAUGACUGCAUGGAGUUGAAGGACACCAAGCCAGUCCAAACAGAGCGUUUGCCUCAGGCUCCAGCUGCCUCUGGACAUUUUCCAGCCCCAUAUGAUGACCAGAGUAACCAUCCGCGGGGAGGGCAGGGGCAAUUUGGAGGUCAAACAGGUCACAGAACACAACAUGGUCAAAACGAACCUCAAAGCUCCCAACACCUGGAGGAGGAAGUGCAGCGACUAUCGCAGAUGGUUCUGGACAUGCAAGCAAGAAUGACAGACCUGUCCUCGAACCUGAGAGUGGAUUUCCAGGAGGAUGCCAGUAAAAUGCUGGCUACACUGCUGAAUAACCUCAGACAGCCUGCCAGUGCACAGGGUGCAGGGACCGAAACCAUUCAGCUACAAGGCUUCUCUUUUGACCACAGCACAACACCAAUGGAGGAUGUCAUGAACAAGAUUAACCGGGUCACAGAUGAUCUUGAGUCCAAGCGCAAUACCUUGGAUGAGCUGCUGGGUCGCGUCAACCAUCAUGAUGGACAAAUUCGUCUAUUAAUGGAUGCCCAGACCCCUCUGUCCACAGCUUCUUCUGCUCCUUCUAUAGAUGAUGGAGACCUGCGGGCCUACCUGGACGAUAAAAUCAGUGCCCUGAGAGACGAGUUGAUGGAGGGAAUGGAUAUUAAAAUGGCAGAUUUGAAGAACUCUUGUGAUUAUAAAAUUCUGUCAGUUCAGGAACAUUGUGAAGGACAGGAAGCCAACUACCUCAGUCUGGCUGAGCUCAUGGAUUCAAAGGAAACUGACCUCCGCAAUGAGAUCCAAGACCUUAAAACCAAGCUGUCUGUUCCAGAGAAUGAAAAGAAUCAAGUACCUGACUCUGUUCUGGCUCAGCUGGAACACUUUGAAGUUCGUUUGAACACCACAGAGAAGUCUUUAAUUGCACUGAGCCACUUUGUAGAGGAGAAGUUGAGAAAAGAAAGAGAAGAAGUUGUCAAAGACCUGAGGGAAACUAUGGACAAUGAACUGUCCUCCAUGGAGGACAGACUCUCAGCUCUGUUGAUUAAAACAACCUCCAACUCCCCAUCUGGUGGUGAGCCAGAGAGUCCUGAUGUUCAGCAGAGAGACAUGAACACUCUAAAGGACUCCGUUCAGAUUCUGGAGAAUAGACUCGAUCUUUUGAACCAAAAGUGCUCAAAAGAGUGCACAGAUCAUGUAACUGUUGUUGAAAACCUCAAGCAAGACUUCCACAGUUUCAAAAACUCUGUAGAUGCUAUGGAGACUAAUCUGAUAGUCCAGAAAAGUGCCAUCACAGCUAUGGAAGGGCAACUCCUCAACUACAGCAAUAUCAUUGAGAAUGUAAAGGGUGAAUUAAGCUACGUUAAAGGCGGUGUGGGCCAACUAGAGAACCAGCAGUCUCAGACUCUCAGACGCUUUAACUCUACGUGGGAUAAGGUUAAAAUGGAAACUGAACAGGAGGCCAGGGAUCUUUUGGAGCUCCACAGAGCCCAGCAACAGAAACUAAGAGAGCGACUAGAUGAGCUGGGCAGGGAGGUGGAAGCCGAGGCUGAUCAAUGCAGGGAAAAAGCUCAAGAUGUAGAGAAGGAGAUUGCCGACAUGGGCAGUCGUAUUGUAAAUGUAGAGAAUUUAUGCAGCAAGCUGGAUCCUAUCUCCAGUAAUCUCCAGAGCAUCAAAGAGGGGCUGAACAUGCACGUCACUGGUUUGUGGAAUUGCGUGAAUCAGCUGAACGGCACAGUAAGAGCUCAUGCACAAGACAUUGGAGGACUGAGGGGAAUCUAUGAGACUCUCCAAAAACACACUACAAAUAUGGAGAGAGACCUCCAGCCUGGUAAUGAAGGUGCUCCGGUUAGAGUGUUUGACACAAGACAGCCCCAGGGGUCAAGUAAGGGGCCCAAGGUAUUCGCUGGCCCCAUGAAUACCUCACUCUCGGAGCUGCCUGUGAUGGAAACCGGAGAGGCGGGACCCCCCGGAGAGAUGACUUCAUCCAAGUUACCCAAAGGAACAGAUGGGAUCAUGAUGCCUGUUCAGGGUUUUGCUGGAGCUCCAGCAUCACCACAAAACCCCACCAACAUCAUUCAGACCAGAAUUCAUGUGAGCUCAGAUGUGAGCAUGCCUCUCAGACCCCCUCCUCUGAAACGUGUCAUGGUUUCAGGGGAGAAAGUGUCGUUCUCAGCUGGUCUGACUCUUCCACCGUUUCAAGGAGUUGUCGGUAUAAUCCGAUUCAACGAGGUGCUGGUCAAUGAUGGUGGACAUUACGACCCUCAGACAGGCAUCUUCACAGCUCCGAUGGAUGGCCGUUAUCUGGUGACCGCUGUGCUGACACCCGAGCAAGGACAGAAGGUUGACGCAGUCCUAUUUGUGUCUAGUCGCAGCAUCCAGAGGCUGAACUCUGCUGGUUUCAUGUCUGGCGUCACAGCUCCACAUUCACACGAAGUCUGUAACUGCACCAGUUCAACCUCAGCGAGCCUGAUUCUCUCACUGAGGCGAGGGGACCAAGUAAGACUCGUCUUAAAAGCUGGAAAGCUCGCCGUCUCAGCCUCUUCCGAGCUUGUGUCAUCUUUCAGCGCUGCGCUUCUCUACCCCAGCACAUCAAAGCGGUAGUUCCUCUACUUUCAGAGACAACCGACGCCUUAGAGUGAAGUACGGUGCACAUUACUGAUGACAUACUAGAGCUCAUUGUGAUGUUAUAGCUAUAAUAUAAUUUGAUCUCCAAAUAACUGAGAUGAUUUCACUUCAUGAGUAUUAAUAUAUAGUUUACACUGCAGUGUUUUUAUUGUAAAAUUUUAACAUCGUUCUCAAAUAUUUGCUUGAGCAUGCAAGUGUGUAGCAAUGGAAGUUUCCUCACAUUCACAGAGUAAUCAAGUAAACAACUUAGAUACUUUUUUCUACUCUUAGCAUCCCCCACGACUUUGAGGUAACACAGAGACACACAUGCUAAAUGUAUAAAAUAAGUCUCGAUCAUCCUUUAAAUAAAGUCUUUUAUUAAUGCAUCAUCCAACAUGUUUUAACUGUUUCAGUCCUAUACAUACUUUAAAUAUACUACUAUGCAUUCGUUUAUGUACAGUAAAUCUGCAUUUUGACACCUUAAAAAAAAUUACAUUUCUGCUUUUAGAGCAUGUAUUUAUCAGAAAUCUGGUCAUUCUUUGUGCUCGCACUGUUACAUCAACACAAAUCCACACAAAGUAAUCACAGGGAUCUACAGAAAAAAAACUCAAAGCAGCAGAAACUUUCCUUACUCUAAAGGGAAAAUUACCUUAAUAAAACUUUAAAAAAAAAAAAUACUGUGUUCUCUUCACACAAAGUUUAUUACUUUCAUAGAAAGAGUGCAAUAAAUUUUACUGACAGUAACGUCUGCCAAAACAUCAGUAAAACAUGAAGUGAAAAUAACAAAAUGAUUUUCUAGUAGCAGCAUUUUUUUUUUAAAUUGCAGUAAUAGUUAAACCCAAGCAAAUCAUUUCACAAUUUUCGUCUUAGCAUAUUAAUGUAAAAUCCUUCAGCUUUUUAAAACUACACAUUAAAUAAGAUUGUUAUAAACAAAAUAAGGCGAUAAAAGGA